AUGGAGAGUUCUACUGCUUUUUCAUUAUGCGUUAUUCUACAUGAUGCAGUAAAAGAGUUCAAAAUAUUAGCAAAUGUUAUUGACAUUAUGCGGAAAAAGAAACAGAGAACCAAUUUAAAUUAUUCAGAAGCCGAAGAGUUUGUUCUUAAACAAAUGAAUAAGAUACUAGAAAAAUACUCGUUUAAAUACAGUGCCAGUUUUCAAGAUAUGCAUAUGGAGGUGCUCAAGGAACUACAGAAAAGUUCCAAAAUUACAGAGUAUCCAUCGACUGCAACAGUCGUUGAAGAUUCGUUUUUUUCCACAAAAUAUAUGGAGAACUUAAUGAAGGAAAUAUUUUGUUUAAUUAAUGUUCUUGAAAAAUUGGCAGAAGAAAUUCAAAAUACGGGGUCAUGUAAUUCACUGCAACAAUCAGUUGACAAAGAAGAAUCAGAAUUCAAAGAGAUAGAAUAUAUUCUGGAAAGAGAACUUAAAGCUCGUGAGAAAAUCAAGGAAAUGAAACAUAAGAUUCAAGAAAAAAAUGAAGAAGGUAUAAGAAUUAUUGAACAAGGCAAAGAAACUAUAGCAUAUUUAAAGGAUCAAGUUCAAGAAAUGAAAGCUAAAAUAAUUAUGGAAGAAAAAUAUGUAACACGUUAUUCUGCAGUAAAAUUAGAAGAAUUCCAAAGUCAAUGUGAUCAAAAAGAAAAUGAAAUCAAACAUCAAAUAGAUUUCGUUCAGUCAAAUCGUAACACAGAAGAACGAGUUCAUGCAGAGAUUACAUCUUACUUAAAUGAUCGUAUAUCAUACCUAAGAAAGCAUGAAGAAUUCUGGAAAGAGAAGUCCGAUAAAGAUAUUACUCAAUUCAAACAAGAGUUAAGUCAGCUCAAAGAUAAAAAAGAAAAGAACUUAAGUAAACUUAGUGAGUUAUCUUUAUUGUACAAAGAAUAUGAAGCCGUAGUUCUGUCUGACCGAAUUGAAAAAGAGAAAGCUCGUCAAAGAGAAGAACAAGAAGAGCUAGAAUUAUUUGCAGCUUGUAAAAUUCAAAAUUGGUGGCGUACUGUUUGCGUUCAACAUAAUCUUGGUCCGCAUGGGAAAAAGAAGAGAAAAGGAAAAGGCACGAAAACAAAAAAAGGGAAAGGAAAAAAGAAGUAG
Messenger RNA from Schistosoma spindalis, 1128 nucleotides. Lineage: Eukaryota; Metazoa; Platyhelminthes; Trematoda; Strigeidida; Schistosomatidae. The record is from the annotation of a GenBank genome assembly.